AAGAGGUCAUAGACAACAGAUUUUUGAUUUCAAGGAACGGAACUGAAAAAAGGGGUCCCACUUGCCCUUAGUAGAGGGGUUUACAAAUCAGCCCCCACAACUUCCGUUUGAAAUUUACAUCGCUAGCUAUCUAAAAAACAACAACAAGGACAAAUUAACCAUCUGUCAACUUUCAUGAGAUUAAACGAUAUCUAACCAAGGAUUUUACCAAGUGGGAAGCCCUAAGUAGUUCACUAGUCCUCCAAGAAAGUGAGCUGGAAGGAAAGAACGAAGGAGCCAGGUUGCAAGAAAACAGAUGAAGGAAGGGGCAACAAUGUCUGAAGAAGGGGCAACAAUGUCUGAAGAAGGGGCAACAAUGUCUGAAGAAGGGGUAACAAUGUCUGAAGAAGGGGCAACAAUGUCGGAAGAAGGGGCAACAAUGUCGGAAGAAGGGGCAACAAUGUCGGAAGAAGGGGCAACAAUGUCGGAAGAAGGGGCAACAGUGUCGGAAAAAGGACAGAUAAUUGCCUCUGAUACUGGUAGUGAUGAGGAGUUAGGUGAAGCCUUGUCUAAUGGAAACCCCAUACCACCUAAGAGGGGAAAGGGAAGGCCCAAAGGAUCAGGCUCUAAGACACCCAAGAUACUGAGGGUACUAGACAAGCAGCCACGGGGUAGGCCACGUAAAGUGGUUGACCCUAAUGCUGUUUCAGCAGAGCCAACUGCACCUCUGAAGCAUGGCCGGCCCCAAAAAGUUAAACAACAAAAAAAAAGGGGUAGGCCGAGGAAGAACCCACUAUCAACCGAGGAGGAAGAAAAGAGAAAGAAACCGAAAAGCCAACCAAAGGGAUCAAGAGUGUGGAAGCCUCUCGGAAGGCCGCGCAUCCAUCCCUGCAUGGAUCCCCCAGCCACCUCUGCCGAGCCACGGGGAAGAGGCCGUCCACGCAARGCAAUAAUAGGUAAAGGUGCCCACUUACGGAAGAACCCACCUCCAACCUCUAAAGUUUCCGAGCCACCCGUUAAAGAUGGUUCCCCGCGAAAGAGGGGCCGCCCCUUAGGCUCCGUUCAAGCAAACAAAGCCAAGAGAGCAGCAGAGAAGGAUAGUUCCAAUACUGCACCCCCAGCCAAACGGGGGUGCACUGUUUCUCCAAUAGUAAAGCUUUACCGCUGCACCAAUGGUAAAGCAAAUGUGUUAGAUGAAGCUGCCAUCCAAGCCCAGAGGCGAAGAGGCAGGAGAAAGACUGUGAAAGUUGAUUAUACAACUUAUGAUUCAGAGGAGGAGGAAAAUGAAGAUGCAGAGAAAAAUGAGGACGAAGACUUGUCUCCAGUUGAAGAGGAAAUAAAUCCACACAGUGGUCAUCACAAGGCUAACAAACCUGGUAAGGUGGCGGCAGCCCUAAAGAAGGUGGGGGUUGUUUCUAAAAGGCGGGGCAGGAAGCCUGGUUCAACCAAAAAGGUUCUAAAGUAAAAGGAACCUAGGUGGAGCAAACUGAUCAAGACAACAUACCUUGUUGCCGGGAAACACAAAAUAUCAGUAGCAUCUUGUAGGAUGAAUGGACAUGUUUUUAACAUUUUAUUAAUGGGAUAGCUCUUACCUAACUCUUUUUAGUUUUCUCAAUUAACCUAGGUGUCUAUUUGCUCUUGCUAUUAUUUUUGAUGGUUUGUGGAACCCAUGUGAAUUAUUUUUUCCUUCAUAGCUCGAAUGAUGUGAAGACAAUUUCAUUGACAGUUGAUAAUAUAUUGGUCUGUGCAGACUUAUCCCAUUUGGAUACUGUUUCUAAUUCCAUGCUCAUCCUUUAGGUCAUGAUAUUCUCAUUGAGCUUUAACCGAGAUGUUUCUUCAUCUCCAUCCGAAAUGUUACAAUGUGGGAAAGAUCGGGAAUGUAUGAAUCAAUUGUCUAUUUACUCAUAUAGGUAAAUAAGAAGCUAAAAUGGGUUAAAUCAGUGUUUUGUUUCUUGUAAUAAAUAAAUAAUAACAUACUUUUAAUUGUUGUCUUAUCUCUCCUGAGGGUCUGCAAUUUUCAAAAUGCUAAUGUCUUGUAAUUUUAUUUCCCUUAAUUGCCAAAGCUUUGAAUGUAACAACUUCUCCUUCCCAGCCAUCUUUGUUUCGAUACAGAUUUUGUUAGUGUCACUGUCAUGGCACACUCUUCCCUAUAAAGUACACUACUUUGACCAGAGCCUACGGACCCUUGUCAAAAGUAGAGCACUAUAAAGGGAAUAAGGUGCCAUUUGGGACGGCGCCAUUAAACAUAGUUGCACUUUCUUUCACUUGGUUCAUUGCAUACUUCACCUUGUGGAUUCAAGACGGUAACUGUGAACUUCCAAUCCAAUCAUCACUAAGAUUUCUCCCAGAAGAUGUGUAGUUAUUGUCUACUGUGAGGGUUUUUUGUUAGCUAGUAUCAUCCUUGUAAUUCACUAAACAUCACUACUCAUAGUUAUUUUUAAGACUUUGUUAUCUGUUAGCUGUCAACUAUUUUUACUUGUUUUUUAUUACUUUGCUUUCAACUGAAGUGGAUGGCUUGGUUUCACAGACUGGGCGAAGUUGUAUGUAAAUGUUGUUCAAGAUUGCAUGUAUGUUAAACAUGUCUUCUAGCCUGCUAUUAAUUUCUUUAAUGAAUUGUGUGCAUGACAAUAUCAGUUCAUACUGCAUUGUAACUUUGUAAUUUCUGUAAUAUAGAAAUCGUAAUUGAGGUACACAGCAACAUCUAUAAUUUGUAUGAUUUCACGUUCCUGUAACAAGUUUCUUACAGUUUCAUGUUUUCAACUUGGUCUGCUCUUAUCUUAUGUUGCUUCGAUUAAUUCAAUGUUCUUGUCUUGUAAUAAUGUUUUUGACAAUGCAGUUGAACUAUACAGAUAAAAACAUACAUAUUGUAAAACAUACUGCAUCUAUCUCUGUAAUUAGAAAUGGGUCUGUGAAGCCACCUAACAUUAAUUUGAGGGUAAUGUGAAUUUGAGUUUUGUUCAAGAGAAAAUUAUUUGAAAGUUUGCUGUAAUAAAGUGAAAUGUCAAGAUUU
This is a messenger RNA of Salvelinus sp. IW2-2015, 2989 nucleotides long. RefSeq names its product myoneurin. The record is from RefSeq and is a predicted model, not a curated record. Gene Ontology annotation, molecular function: DNA binding. NCBI's taxonomy places the organism in Eukaryota, Metazoa, Chordata, Actinopteri, Salmoniformes, Salmonidae.